Messenger RNA from Podarcis raffonei (Aeolian wall lizard), 2055 nucleotides. It is a transcript of the gene UBAC1, whose product is annotated as UBA domain containing 1. Gene Ontology annotation, molecular function: protein binding. The coding region runs from base 90 to 1322 and encodes 410 amino acids. The transcript has 10 exons. NCBI's taxonomy places the organism in Eukaryota, Metazoa, Chordata, Lepidosauria, Squamata, Lacertidae. The record is from RefSeq and is a predicted model, not a curated record.
UUCUCUCCGCCCACAUCCGGUCUCCUUUCCCGGCCGGCCGUUCGCAUCCUUGCGUUCUCCCUGGGCGGCUUCCCGGCGGCGAUGCGGCGAUGUUUGUGCAGGAGGACAAGAUCUUCGCGGCGAAGGUGCUGCGGGUCCGCGUCUGCGCCCUGGACGGCACCGAAUGGCUGGAGGAGGUGCCCGAGGACGCGGCCGUGGAACGGCUCAAAGAGCGCUGCCUCAAACGCUGUGCACCCGGCAGCCUGGAGGAUCCAAAAUGUAUAACACACCAUAAAUUGAUACAUGCAGCUUCAGAAAAGGUGCUGACCGACACAAAAACGGUCCUGGAGGAAAAUAUUCAAGACCAAGAUGUUUUAGUGCUAGUCAAGAAAAGAGCCCCACCUGCCCCUCCAAAAAUGGUGGACAUUUCUGCAGAGGAAAAACGGAAACAGGAACAGAAGGCACCUGACAAGGAGGCAAUUCUGAAGGCAACCACCAGCCUCCCAUCCCACAGUGUGGACCGCAGUGUGGCUCACCACAGUAUGAGGGAUUUCCAGACGGAGCUUCGGAAGAUCUUGGUUUCUCUCAUAGAAGUUGCCCAGAAGCUGCUAGCUUUGAACCCAGAUGCAGUUGAGCUCUUUAAGAAAGCAAAUGCCAUGCUGGAUGAAGAUGAGGACGACCGAGUGGAUGAGAUUGCCUUGCGCCAACUGACAGAAAUGGGCUUCCCAGAAAGCAGAGCGGUCAAAGCCCUUCGCUUGAACCACAUGUCUGUGACUCAGGCCAUGGAGUGGCUGAUUGAACACACGGAUGACCCCACCGUUGAUGCCCCCCUGCCAGGUCAGUUCUCUCUGGAAAAUGCCUCAGUGGAAGGAGUGGCAGCCCCCCCUGCCCAGGCGCUCGAGGGGCCCAACCAAGAAGUCGGGAGAGAAGAGCCAAAAGAUGAGCUGACAGAAAUAUUCAAGAAGAUCCGCAGGAAAAGAGAGUUCCGGCCUGAUCCGCGGGCUGUUAUCGCCUUGAUGGAGAUGGGCUUUGAUGAGAGAGAGGUGGUGGAUGCCCUCCGAGUGAACAACAACCAGCAGAACGCAGCAUGUGAGUGGCUGUUGGGAGACCGGAAGCCCACCCCAGAAGACUUAGACAAGGGGAUAGAUCCUGCCAGCCCCCUCUUCCAAGCCAUCCUAGAAAACCCAGUGGUACAGUUGGGACUCACGAAUCCUAAAACACUACUCGCCUUUGAAGACAUGCUUGAAAACCCUUUAAACAGCACUCAGUGGAUGAAUGAUCCAGAAACAGGGCCAGUCAUGUUACAGAUUUCCCGAAUCUUCCAGACGCUGAAUCGCACAUAGGAGGAAGAGGAGGAGGAAGAAGAAGAUGAUGAAGAACAAGAAGAAGGGGGGAGGAGUAAACAUCCUUGCUUGUAUGGUCAUUUUGGACUCUUUUUGGCCCCGAGUUUCCAGAAGAACAAAAAGGGCAAAUUGUUUACCAGGAGAGAGCAGAAGUAGUGUGUUGGGUGUUCACUCUUUGCAUUUUGGGGUUGCUGUGUCACCCACUUUUUUGUUUGCAGUUCUGGCUUACAUACUGUGUGAUUAUUAUUAUUAUUCCACACACACACACCCCGUGUUAGUGGAAGAUGGUUUGAAGACUUAGGUGUUUGUUUUCUUUCAAGUGUUUCUAUAGAAACAGGAAAUUAUACAUCUAAAUACAUGAAAAGGUGUUCACAGUUAUCUCAGAAUGUGUUUAUUGAAGAAAUGAAAAGAUAAUUCAUGUUUUUAAUGUUCAGACUGAGUGCAGAGGCUUCUUCCUGACUGGCCCCACAGUGUCAGCUCCAGAAUGUUUGUUUCUCCUCAUACAGUUACCUCUGCACUGAGAUAACGAACACCAUUCUGGCAUUCUGUUUUUUGUCAUUGUGGAAUAGAGAGACCCUGGAAGUAACCUUCCUCACCCCAUCUGAAGGAGCUGGCAUUAAGAACAUAAGAAUUGGUCACCCCCAGCUUUUUCUUUCUGUCUGAAGCCCUUCUGAGGCUGGGUCUGUUUUUGGUCAGGGUUCCUUCGCAGAGAAUAAAACACAUCUUGCAUGUG